AUGGAUGGAAACACUGUUUCUAGAUUAAUGGGAAACGGAGCUCAUCAGAUCAACAGGAAGAUUCUGCAGACGUUUCAAAACAGCUUUGUUCAGGUGCAAAACAUAUUGGACCAAAACAGAUUGCUGAUUAACGAGAUAAACCAAAAUCAUGAGUCCAGAAUUCCAGACAACCUCGGACGAAACGUUGGUUUGAUACGAGAAUUGAACAAUAACAUGAGGAGGGUCGUUUAUAUUGAUAUUAAUCUCUCUAACAACUUCUCCAAAUCCAUGGAAACUUUGUCAGAGGAAGACUCAGCCGAACGAGGAGGAGGCGAGAAGAGAAUCAGGCCUGCUCUGAACUAGAGUUUUUAUAGUUAAGCUAGAGAUUGGGGGUUGUUUCUGCGUCAUUUGUUUUCUAUGUGGAUUAAAUGCAAAGAAAG
Messenger RNA from Eutrema salsugineum, 419 nucleotides. Its product is annotated as protein ELF4-LIKE 3. The record is from RefSeq and is a predicted model, not a curated record. NCBI's taxonomy places the organism in Eukaryota, Viridiplantae, Streptophyta, Magnoliopsida, Brassicales, Brassicaceae. Bases 1 to 342 code for a protein of 113 amino acids. The transcript has a single exon. Gene Ontology annotation, biological process: entrainment of circadian clock; positive regulation of circadian rhythm.